UCACGGAAAAAUUUUGGUUGCUCUGCCUUCAACGUUACGCUGCUUCACAAUGGGCUAAUUUAACUUCUGUGGUGGGUAAUAGAGCUUUGGUUUUUGGACAUGAAAAUAAAAACCCAUUUACCUCGGCACCUUUUGUUUGCAUUUUUAUUUCUCGCAGCACUCCCCGCGUAUUCCCCACUUGUAUCGCCUGCACCCAAUGAUCCUCCACAAGGUACAUGUGUGCUGAAGUUCAAUACGUCCCAAUAUGUGCCAUUUGAUGAGUGCGGUGAUGUGAAUGAGGAGAUAGACAAGUGGGGUGACGAUGGGUUCCCGACAACCUUGUGUUGUCGAAAUGCUCUGACGGUUUUGUCGAAUGCGUUGGCCUCGCAGGCCCUGAACUCAGGAGGACAAGUGUUCAUUUCCCAAGAUCAGUUGCAGAGUUGUGCCCAGUCAUUUAACCCACAGCAAGGGGUAUCGCUUAAUUCAUGCGGCUUUCAAAGCUUGUACCUAGGCAGUUCCAAAUGCUCCAACCUCGUUUUACAGGAUGUUAGGAAACUGCAACAGUACCAGGAUGCAUUGGACAAGUGUUCCCACUUCGACCACCCAUUUGGUGAAUCUUGUGCAGAUUGCACCGGUGCAAUAUUGAGCUUGAGAGAUGGUUUACAUAAUCAAGUGGCCAACAACAACAACAACCACACUGAGCUAGCCAUAUGUGAGGUAGCAGCUAUUGUUGCUGUUGCAGCUGGGAAACCAAACGAUCCUGUCGUUGACAAAGUCUUACGCUGCUUGCCACCUUCAGCUUCAGGAUCAGACAAGAGAUCUUUGUGGAAACCCUUGUUGAGUGUGCCGGUAGUUAUCCUUGCAAUAUUGCUUGUGGUUAUUAUGGUAAAAUGUUUGUCCAAGAAGAAGUUUCGUAGACAGGCAAACUUGAAGGAGAUCGUGGCGUGGUCUGGAUUGUACUGGUUCUGCAAAAGGGAAAUUGAGAAUGCCAUGAAUUAUGGCGGUGAAAAGAUAUGCCUUGGACGUGGGAGUACAGGGCAGGUGUAUAGAGGUGUUCUGCCAAGUGGUCAACUCGUGGCCAUCAAGCAUUUAACAAAGAGUAACACCUCCGAGUCUUUCACUCGAGAAGUUGAAGGCCUUUCAAGGCUUCGCCAUCCUAACCUGGUUUGCCUCUUUGGAAGUUGCAUAGAAGGGGAUGAGAGAUAUUUAGUCUAUGAAUUUUGUGCAAACGGAAAUCUUGCUCAACAUCUCUUAAGAAGAGAUAGCCACUUGACAUGGGAAACAAGAGUAAGAAUUUUGAGAGAUUGUUCAUACGCACUCAAGUACCUCCACCAUCAUAUAGAAGGCUGUGUUGUCCAUAGAGAUAUAAAGCUUACGAACAUUCUUUUGAAUGAGAAAUACCAAGCCAAACUAUCAGAUUUUGGACUGGCAAAGGUGAUGGGGAUUACAGAGAGCAAGGUUUUUACUGAUGUUAGAGGAACAAUAGGCUACAUGGAUCCAGAGUACAUGAGUAAUGCCAAGCUAACCUGCGCUAGCGAUGUAUACAGUUUUGGUAUUGUUGCUCUACAAAUUCUGUCAGGACAGAAAGUCAUAGAAUUGGAUCUUGAUGCCAGAGAUCAACUCACUAGGAAGGCAAGAGAUGUGAGCAUGGGAAAGCGUCCACUGUCGGAUUUUGAAGACCCGCGACUAAAUGGAAAAGUUGAUAAGGCAGACUUCGAAGCCAUCCUUCAGAUUGCAGUGUUGUGUGUUGCCAAAUCAAGCAAAGGUCGUCCAACCAUUGAGCUUGUUUUUGAGGAAUUGGACAAGGUCUGCGGGGACACAGAAACACGGAUGAAGCAAAAGAAGGAUGAGAGCUCAUCAACAACAUCCACCCCGAGCUCCAAAUCGGCUCCUCUAUGACAUACAGGGUAUUGCGCUGGUUGUAAUUUACGAGUGUGUGUGAUGAAACUUGAAAAUGUAGUGUAAAUUGAAAUUAGAAGACGAACAUAUACAUUACAUAUUAUAUAUAAUAAAUCUUUUCAGCAUGUAAGUAUUACGACGGUACAAAAUUAGGUGUGGCGUACAUACAAAAAUUUCCCUUAUGGCUCUCUCUCGGUCACUGAUCUGAAAUCCUCCUACAAAAGCUGUUCUGCUGGUCCAACAAAGUGAUUCAUGUGGCGGCAAAAGAAACAAAAUUAUUCUAGCGAUCAUCCAUAUCUUUGAUAUUAAGGCGUGUUAUAGACUUGUAGUAAUAGCAAUUUAAAUCCACAGCCACUUUUUUAA
Glycine soja is the source of this 2241-nucleotide messenger RNA. Its product is annotated as probable receptor-like protein kinase At2g42960. The coding region runs from base 100 to 1878 and encodes 592 amino acids. The record is from RefSeq and is a predicted model, not a curated record. Gene Ontology annotation, molecular function: protein kinase activity; ATP binding. The transcript has 7 exons. NCBI's taxonomy places the organism in Eukaryota, Viridiplantae, Streptophyta, Magnoliopsida, Fabales, Fabaceae. Gene Ontology annotation, biological process: protein phosphorylation.